This is a messenger RNA of Rosa chinensis, 931 nucleotides long. Its product is annotated as auxin-induced protein 15A. The transcript has a single exon. The record is from RefSeq and is a predicted model, not a curated record. Lineage: Eukaryota; Viridiplantae; Streptophyta; Magnoliopsida; Rosales; Rosaceae. Gene Ontology annotation, biological process: response to auxin. The coding region runs from base 203 to 502 and encodes 99 amino acids.
GUCCCUCAUUUGUGCCAAUGUUAACCACUCAUUUCAUAUAGCAGAUGAUCUUCCACACACCAUUUCAUCAUCUAUAAUUCUAUAUAUAGACAUACGACUUCAUGAUCAGUAACUCAACUCCUUCAUUAAAGAUCAAAGCUUCCUAUCUUUCCCAUAUCCUUUCAAAUUUUUUAUUGUUUAUCCACUUGGAAAUAUAAAAGCCAUGGGUUUCCGGCUUCCUGGAAUUGUUAGCCCCAAGAGAAGUCUUACCCAAUCUUCAUCUAAUGCAAACAAAACAGCUUCAAAGACCUUAGAUAUGCCAAAAGGCUAUUUUGCAGUCUAUGUUGGAGAAAGCCAGAAAAAGCGAUUUGUGAUUCCAAUAUCAUACUUGAACCAACCUUCAUUUAUGGAUUUGCUGAAUCAAGCUGAAGAAGAAUUUGGAUACGAUCAUCCCAUGGGAGGUAUCACAAUUCCUAGCAGUGAGGACACCUUCCUUGAUCUGACUUCCAGCUUAAGUGUGUGACUGAAUGAUGAAAUGAAAAUGGGAUCCAACUUCAUAUUCCAAAGGCAUCAGAAUUUCAGAACUGCUGAGUCAAGAUGAAGAAGAGGCAAGGCGAUGAUGGAUCGUCAACUGAAUCAACUCACCUCUUUGCUGAAGAGAAAUUUAUCUAACUCUGAAGCUGCUAUGGAGCUGAAAGAUACACAAUUUAUGAAGCAGACCAAUGGCGACUCCAUAUGAAUUCACAAAAACAAUUCGUCCAAAUAUCACAAAUCCAUUUUUGAACAUAAAGAUGGUGAAAUUUUGUCUUAGUCCCAUGUAAAUUUUGUGUUCUCCCAGGAUCAUAUCCUGGGAAUAUAUAACAGUUCAAUCCUCAUCAACUGUCUUGUCUUAUUUUGUAUUAGACCAGUGCCAGUUUGUUUAUACUAAAUGGAAGCAUACUUUUUCAACAAA